UUGUGGUCGAGCAGAAGUUCUGCGAUCCUAUCAUGCCCAUUCUCGAUGGCCAACUGCAACGGCGUCCUCCCCAGCGAGUCUGCGAUAUCCACGACGGCAUGUGCAUUCAACAAGGCUUCCACGGCCUCCACCUGUCCGUACUUCGUGGCGUACCACAACGGCGUCCGCAUUGCGCCGUCUGUGGCGUUGACAAGUGCACCGGCAUCGAGGAGCGACAGUGCUACGGCUACGUUGCCGAGCCUUGCUGCCCAAUGCAGAGCCGUCUUGCCAGCACAAUCUUGG
Molecule: messenger RNA, 282 nt
Organism: Fusarium vanettenii 77-13-4
Lineage: Eukaryota; Fungi; Ascomycota; Sordariomycetes; Hypocreales; Nectriaceae
Exons: 1
Source: RefSeq, a predicted model, not a curated record